AUUUAUCACCGGCCGCAUCGACCAUUCGGCUGUUCUCAAAUAUGAGGUUCCUCACCAGUAUAACUUUGGCAGCUCUGUCUGGGCUUGCUGCUGCUGCAUCACAGCAGAGUGCCGAUGUCUUCAUCCUUGAUUCCAAGCAACAACAAGAACAACCAUCCCGCGAAGUACCCCGGCUACCAAAAGAAGUCGUUCGCCAUAUCCUUCUCCAGAGGGCAUCCAGAGACAACUACGGCAGCGACCUUCGCGACAUCCCUAGCUCUAUCGAUACCGAGGCCGCGAUCAGCUUCAUUGCAAAGUUCGGCAAGAGUCCGGCACCUCUUUUCACCCAGACCGAGACGAAUGAUCCAUCACAACUAGUUGUCAUCCUCGAGGGCGUCACUGCCGAGAAUGCUGGGCCUUUGAGGGAUUCGCUCGCCAAGUCAAGCCAGCAUGCCACCUUCGCCAUUUCAGAUCCGCCAUCCAAGGUGGCCAAUGAUCGACUGAUGUCGCUUUUCCAAAACCUGGGUAUUGCUACGCCGGAGCAGUGCGACCUGGCCUCUGCCAUCAACCCUGUCAAUGGAGACUGCUGGACGGGCUCCUCGUCGGUGGUCAAGUAUGAUAUUCAGAAGUCGCCCGAGGCCCUCGAUACUCUCGUCGACAACCUGAACCGUCUCAACAAGUUCAUCUCCUCCGGCGACCUCGAGACCGUCCUCGUCCUAAUGCCCGAGUCGAGCCGUUCCUCCAAGCUCAACCAUUGGAGCGUCAAAGCCGCCACCGGCUCCUCCGAUCUCCGCCGUCGCUUCAACUCCGAGACCGUCAUCGUCGACGAUAGCGUCCGCGGCGCGAACGCUGCCGUUGCCCCGACCCAGCCUCCCCUCUCCCGCCCGACUAACAGUCACCUGCAGACCGCCGCUAAGAAGGCGAUUCCGCAGUGCUUUACCUCGGAGAAGAGCUGCGUUGACCAGACGGGCAACUGCUCGGGCCACGGCACGUGCGUGGACAAGUGGGGAGGCAAAAACGGUAGUACCGAGGCUGGCGGAGCUAGCUGCUUUGUCUGCAAGUGCCUGGCUACUAUGGACAGCCGCCCUGGGGCCCCGGGCAAGGCCUACAAGACUGUGCACUGGGGUGGUAACAUGUGCCAGAAGGAGGACGUCAGCAUGCAGUUCUGGCUUAUUGCCGGGUCUACCAUUGCCCUUGUCGGUGCCAUCGCCUUUGCCAUUGGACUGCUGUUCGAUGUGGGUCAAGAGAAGAUGCCCGGUGUUCUGGGCGCUGGUGUGGUUAGGGGGUCAUCGACUAAGUAAGAGGUGAAGUGAAUCGAGAAUGGAGGGGCUUCCUCGCCCCUCGAUAACGGAUACAAACGUCAAAAGAUAACAACACCAAGACAAGAUACAGAGAGCUAUCGUAUGCUUAUUGAUUAGAUGCGGCGGGUAUGGGGUGUAUAGGGUGUGUGCGUGUGGUACAAUCAGACAUCCUUAGACUGUUGGCUGGUUGCACCACUACUGAUUUUACAAUGUUUAAGGGCGUCAGCAUCAUUGGCAGGCAGGCAGGCAGGGAUGGAUUGAGACAUGGUUAACGCAAAGUACGAGCUAGGAGAUGGCGCGGUUUCCUUUCCGGGCGAUUUUCAUAAAGACUUAGUAUAAAACAGACAUUUACAAUGGAUGAAACUCGGGCUAAGUCUAU
Molecule: messenger RNA, 1659 nt
Organism: Neurospora tetrasperma FGSC 2508
Lineage: Eukaryota; Fungi; Ascomycota; Sordariomycetes; Sordariales; Sordariaceae
Exons: 3
Coding region: 42-1280 (412 amino acids)
Cellular component (GO): endoplasmic reticulum
Source: RefSeq, a predicted model, not a curated record